This is a messenger RNA of Myodes glareolus (Bank vole), 1006 nucleotides long. The record is from RefSeq and is a predicted model, not a curated record. Lineage: Eukaryota; Metazoa; Chordata; Mammalia; Rodentia; Cricetidae.
GUUUCUUUUCAGAUGACCAUUUGCUCACAACCUGAACUAAAGUGAUGAAAAGGAUGAGCAAUGUCACAGAAUUCAUUCUCCUGGGCUUGACUCAAGACCCAGAUCUGAAGAAACUCUUAUUUAUUGUAUGCUUAGUAAUCUAUUUGAUCACACUGGCAGGUAACACACUCAUCUCAGUCACCAUCUUCACCAGUCCGGCCCUGGCUACUCCCAUGUACUUUUUUCUGUCCUACUUGUCCAUCAUAGAUGGUUUCUACUCUUCUUCCAUAGCACCCAAAAUGAUCUAUGACUUGAUCUCUGAGAGGAGCAGCAUAUCCUUCAAUGGCUGCAUGACUCAGCUUUUUGCUGAGCAUUUUUUUGCAGGAGCUGAAAUCAUCUUGCUGAUUGCGAUGGCCUAUGAUCGCUAUGUAGCCAUCUGCAAGCCCUUGCAUUAUAUGACCAUCAUGAACCGUUCUGUGUGUGUUUCCUUGGUGGUAGCAGCUGGAAUUGUGGGAUUUGUUCAUGGAAUGAUACAGACCACAUUUAUUGCCCAGUUACCCUUCUGUGGCCCCAAUACCAUUAAUCACUUUAUAUGUGAUUUAAUACCAAUCCUGGAGUUGGCCUGCACUGACACUCACAUUAUAGGGCCCCUGAUUGCUGCCAACAGUGGGUCAAUGUGUUUACUUAUUUUCUGUAUACUUAUUGCUUCCUAUAUAGUCAUCCUUCACUCCCUGAGGAAACACAGUUCAGAAGGACGUCACAAAGCCCUAUCUACCUGUGCUUCUCAUGUCUGUGUUGUUUUCUUAUUCUUUGUACCUUGCUCAUACCUGUAUAUAAGACCAAUGACCUCCUUUCCCAUUGACAAAAUUGUGAGUGUGUUUUACACCCUAGUGACACCUCUGUUGAACCCUUUAAUUUAUACUCUCAGAAAUGAAGACGUCAAAAAAGUUAUUAAGAAACUUCUGGGUCAAAUAAGGACACAUUAUGGUUAAAUAAGUUUAGUGAUUUUCUAUAGUUAUAUAGUAAU